Beta vulgaris subsp. vulgaris (sugar beet) is the source of this 1251-nucleotide messenger RNA. RefSeq lists its product as uncharacterized. The transcript has 4 exons. The record is from RefSeq and is a predicted model, not a curated record. Gene Ontology annotation, molecular function: hydrolase activity. Bases 1 to 969 code for a protein of 322 amino acids. Lineage: Eukaryota; Viridiplantae; Streptophyta; Magnoliopsida; Caryophyllales; Amaranthaceae.
AUGGAAGGAGAAAUCCAGCACAAAUGGGUGAAAACAAACGGUGUUAAGAUACACAUAGCAGAGCAACAAGGCACAGGAGGACCCCUUGUACUUCUGCUGCAUGGGUUUCCAGAAAUAUGGUACUCUUGGCGCCAUCAGAUUCCGUUUCUUGCUAACCAUGGUUAUCACGUUGUCGCCCCUGAUUUACGAGGCUAUGGCGACUCAGACUCGCCCAUCAGCCCCUCCUCUUACACCAUGCUACAUAUUGUUGCUGACCUUCUUGGCCUCUUGGACUACUUUGGUGAACCAACGGCUUUUGUUGUGGGAAUUGACUGGGGAGCUGCGGCAGCAUGGCACUUGAGCCUCUUCAGGCCUGAUAGAGUGAAAGGAGUGGUAUGUCUAUCUGUUCCCUACUUCCCCAGAGAUCCCAACACCAAGCCUACUGACUCUUUCCGACGAUCUUUUGGAGAAGACUUUUAUGCCUGUCAAUUCCAGGAGCCAGGAAGAGCCGAGACAGCAUUUGCAAGGUAUGACUAUCUGACAGUGAUGAAGAAAUACCUGCUAGUAGGGAGAAUAGACAAUUUGGUAGCACCUGAGGGAAUGGAGAUGAUAGACUAUCUACCGACCCCGUCAAUGUUACCACCAUGGAUCACUGAAGAAGAACUUCAGGUUUAUGCAGACAAGUUUCAGGAGUCUGGUUUCACCGGCCCUUUCAACUACUACCGCGCUAUGGACCUGAACUGGGAGCUGCUAGCGCCCUGGCAAGGAGCAAAGAUAACAGUUCCAGCGAAGUUCAUUAUCGGCAAAAAAGAUAUCGGUUUUGAAACUCUUGGAACAAGGGAAUACAUUGAAGGCUCCAUCUUCAGGGCCCUCGUCCCUGAUAUAAAAGUUGUCAUUCUUGACGGCCACCAUUUCAUCCAACUGGAAAAACCACAAGAAGUGUCGAAUGAGAUAUUAUCCUUUCUUCAAGAUAAUUCUUCAGACCAGUGACGCUCUUUUACUCUUAAAAGUCGAACUGCUAUGCGUUGGAGUAUAAAGUACUCUGUGAGUGCUGAAUUGGAGACUAUGUUCGACCAGUAUUCUGGACAUUCUUCCCACAGACACUGCAAGUAUAGGAAAGAUAAUAGCAUAUACUUUUAAAUUUUAGUGUUUCUGGGUCGGGACAAAAUGUACUUAGACAAUCUUAGCCAUGGUUCAGAUUUUGGCUUCCGGUUCAGAUGUACAUUUGCUUUCUAGAAGCUUGUUAUGAAAGGAUUUUUCAACUUCAGCUAA